Oppiella nova is the source of this 1763-nucleotide messenger RNA. NCBI's taxonomy places the organism in Eukaryota, Metazoa, Arthropoda, Arachnida, Sarcoptiformes, Oppiidae. The record is from the annotation of a GenBank genome assembly.
GCCGUAAACAACUAAUGGCUGCCAAAAACAUUUGAAAACUCUUUGAAUGUCUUACAACUGGUCCUUCAGGUGACAAAUGAUUGCCGGAAAUAAUGCUUGAACUCUAUGAGCACAACAAAGCCGAUUGCAUCCGACUGUUGAAUAUGAUUAUCUGCGAAAUCCCGUUCAUCAAGACCUUCAACGAUGACUGCCUUCUGGAGCGGCUGCUGAACCUGAUCUCGAUUAUCACCGCCGCCUUCGACGGCCACACCGCCGGCGCAUCCCUUCAUGACCAGCACGAGGCCAUCGACACCGACGAGGAGCGCGAGCUUUCCAUCAGGGAGUGGCUGCUCAGGCACUACAACAGCAAGUGCUUCAUCGAUGACCUCAACUUCGGCGAUCCCGAAGACCGCACACGAGUUACGGUUCUCAUCAUUAAUAUACUCUUCAAACUCAGACAUUCACUCAAAGACAUCGAGCAGUACCUCAAGGAUUGCGACUCUUUCGUCCAAUUCGACCGACAGCUCAACCAAUACACAAGAUUUGACAAACUGUUGGAAAUGGUGUCCAACGACUGCAACAAAUGGAGGUCUGAAUCGCGUGAAUAUAAAGUGAAAUUAGAAGAGACGAAGAAAUUGAUGGAUAAAUACCAACAAAACGAGAUCUUUAACUAUAACUGCAAUCCUCGCAAUCAGAACCUCUACAAGAGUCGCAUUGGACUCAACCCCGUGUCCGACGAGUGUCUGCAACGACGCCGACGAGCACUGGAGACCCCGAAGGUUGUGAAGCGGAGGGCCUCGACGUCGGCCACCGACUCGGCGCCUGAAUUAGCCGAUUGUGAGCGACAUAUGAAUGGCUACGACAGCGAUGGCAGCGAUGACAGCGACCGCAGUGUCAACAAUGAAGUGAUUUGUUACAUAUGUGUCGAGUGCGACAAAAACUAUUCAACAAACUUUGAGUUCAAUCUUCACGUACUGAAGGACCACAAGAAUGUCGACAUUUCCGACAUCAUCCGCAACGCCAACGUCAACACCGAUCUGGACAUCAGUGUCGAGACCAGCGGUGGCGACACCACUGAGAAGAAGUGUCGCAAUCAGAAGAAGCGGGUCUUCAAGUGUGUGUAUAAUAAGUGCGGAAAAGCUUUCUAUCGAUUGAAUGAAUUGAAGAGACAUUUCGUGAGACAUCAGCCGAAAGUGGAGAGAUUUGUGUUCAUUUACAGCGAUUACAUGAAUGCGUCCCUCAAUCACAUAAGAACUACCGUCCCGUUGAAGUCCAGUCAUCGGCGGUCAUCACCGCAAUCUCAUAACACAGAACUUAAACCCAAUGUCCAUAUCAUUCAUAAUCACAAUAAUGUCGAUACGAGUAAUGCGAGUGUCAAUCACAUCACCGGUAAUAGUGGUGUGAAUUACUUUGUGAAUGACUCGCGAGUGAGUCAUCCGAAUGCCAUUAAUUAUCACGAAAAUGGUGUGUCCUCUUCGGCCACUGUUUCCCAAUUUAUUGCCAAUAAUGAGAUUAAUGGCAAUUCAAUGGCCAAUGAAUAUCACAUCUGCAAUGAGACCGCAGAUGAAGGCAUGCCUUUAGCCCACAAUCCGGACGAACAGCAGACACAAGAAGAUUAUUGUUUCGGUCUUCGGCUGAAGAAUAAUAAGACGUAUUCCGCGAUUCCAGGGUUUAAUGGGUUUAAUGGCGACGGCGACAGUAACCCAGAGUCACUGUUGAUUCAGCGGAUUCUUCAACAGCUGACUAGGCAGCAAAUGAGUAACGCUUCGGUAGACUCUCAGUAA